AUGGCGGAGAGUGAACUUGCUCCCAAGUUUGCCCCCUUUAUCGGGAUGGCAGGCAUAGCUUCAGCCAUAAUCUUCGGAUGUACGUUUGAAAUCGUCGAAACUGUGGAAAUCCCGCAUGUUGACAUAUUGCCCUUAUAUAGGUGUCGGAGCUGCUCACUGAUACCCGUUGUCAUGGCCGGUAUCAUCGCCGUUUACGGGCUUGUCGUUGCCGUUUUGAUAGCUGGAGACCUGGGACCACCACCGGAGACACAGUACAGUUUAUAUGCUGGGUGUUUGCAUCUUGCAGCAGGACUUUCGGUCGGUCUUGCAGGCCUUGCUGCCGGCUACACCAUUGGAAUAGUUGGCGAAGCUGGAACGCGCGCCUACAUGCAGCAAUCCAAAGUCUUUGUAGGUAUGGUGUUGAUAUUGAUUUUCGGCGAAGUCCUGGGUCUAUACGGGUUGAUUGUUGGUUUGAUUCUAAACUCCAAGAGCUCUGCUUAA
This is a messenger RNA of Microsporum canis CBS 113480, 480 nucleotides long. Its product is annotated as vacuolar ATPase proteolipid subunit c. Lineage: Eukaryota; Fungi; Ascomycota; Eurotiomycetes; Onygenales; Arthrodermataceae. Gene Ontology annotation, biological process: proton transmembrane transport. Gene Ontology annotation, molecular function: proton-transporting ATPase activity, rotational mechanism. The coding region runs from base 1 to 480 and encodes 159 amino acids. Gene Ontology annotation, cellular component: proton-transporting V-type ATPase, V0 domain. The transcript is spliced from 7 exons. The record is from RefSeq and is a predicted model, not a curated record.